AUGACUAUGUACUGGUUUCUUUUAUGCAGCUAUAUUGAGUUUUAUGAUGUCAUGUCUGUCCCCAUGGCAAUAGCACUUUCGGGCCAACCACUUCUAGGUCAACCAGUGAUGGUGAAGCCAUCAGAAGCGGAAAAGAAUUUGGUUCAGUCCAUAACAUCUGUUGCUAGUGGACCCACUGGACUUAUAGGUCCCUAUUCUGGGGGAGCAAGAAGGCUCUAUGUUGGAAAUCUACAUAUUAGUAUGAGUGAAGCAGAUAUUCGUAAGGUGUUUGAAGCAUUUGGUCAAGUUGAGCUAGUCCAGCUGCCUCUUGAUGAAAGUGGGCACUGCAAAGGUUUUGGCUUUGUGCAGUUUGUACGCCUUGAAGAUGCACGAAAUGCUCAGAGCUUGAACGGACAAUUAGAGAUUGGUGGUAGAACAAUCAAGGUGUCGGCUGUUACUGAUCAAUCUGGAAUGCAAGAAGUUGGAGGAAAUACUGGUGAUUUUGAUGAUGAUGAAGGAGGUGGCUUGUCAUUGAAUGCAUGUUCUCGAGCAAUGCUCAUGCAGAAGUUGGAUCGCAGUGGCACUGCAUCAAGCAUGGUUGGUUCCCUGGGUAAUUCUGUUGUCAACAACACUGGUCUUAAUCUACCAGCAACAGGAAACAUAAUCGCAGCUGUGCCCAUGGGUUCUCCCCUUUCUUCUGUUCCUGCAGUAGCUGGAUUGGCAGGCGGAGGUCUCCAAAUUCCUACGGUUACAAUUCCUUCUAUUGACACAAUCGGUGCUCCAAGUGAAUGCUUAAUGUUAAAGAACAUGUUUGAUCCCAAAGACGAGACUGAACCAGAUUUUGAUUUGGAUAUUAAAGAAGAUGUUGAAGCAGAAUGCUCCAAGUUUGGGACGUUAAAACACAUACAUGUUGAUAAGAAGAGUGCUGGUUUUGUCUACUUACGUUUUGAAGUUACCCAAUCUGCAAUAAGUGCUCAGCGGUCCUUGCACGGAAGAUGGUUUGCUGGAAAGAUGAUCACUGCAAGCUUCAUGGUGCCCCAGUCAUACGAGGAUAAAUUCCCAGACAGCAUAUAA
Molecule: messenger RNA, 1053 nt
Organism: Sphenostylis stenocarpa
Lineage: Eukaryota; Viridiplantae; Streptophyta; Magnoliopsida; Fabales; Fabaceae
Source: the annotation of a GenBank genome assembly